AUGGCCACGGCGCCUGUGGCGCAGAUGAGCAUCCGCCAGCUCCAUGAGGCAGCGCCGAGCAACGGCGGCGGAGUCGCCGCAGCGGAAGACGCCGCAAGCGCUCGCUCGAUAUACUGGUGGCGGAACUUCAUGCUCAUGUCGCUGCUUUUUGCCCUUUGCGACGGCAUUGCCUCUUUUGCGAUCGGCCUGGCCUCGUCUGCCCUGGACCCUCUGGUCGGCAGGGUGGGCACCGGGCUUCUCUUCCUUGCGAUGGUGGUCUCCGCGCUUACCGCGGGGCCCGCUGCGGUCAAGGUGCUGGGCUCCAAGUCGGGCCUGCUUCUCGGCCUCAGCCUGCAGGCAGCCUUCGCCGUGCUCUUCGCAUUGGCAGCUCAGCAAGUCCCGGGAACUGCACCCCAGUGGUGCAGCUACCUACUGGGAGGCGUCAUCAGUGGCUCGGGGAGCGGAAUCGCCUGGACAGCGCAGGGCACCUUCUUUGCCCAGAGCGUGAAGCUCGUGGCCACAGGGCAGCGCCAGGAGGCAACCCACCAUGAGAGCCUCCAGGUCCAGGUGACGACGGUGAGUCGUCCAGCUGCCAGCACGGACCCUGAGGUUUUUUGCCGCGCCGUGUCCGCAGAGGCCUCCUUCCACCGGAGCCCAAGCCCUUCUCUGAUGCCGCCGCAGAGGUUCCCUCGCGCAGUCACCAUCGGCACGUCUUGGACUGUGGGCGACCGAUCCCGGUCACGGUCCCUGUCGCUGGUCACCUUGAGGCAGAAUAUCUUCACCUCGCACGUUUCUGCGGAGAGUGAGCCCGAUUUCGAGGAGGAGGAUUCCUCCGAGACGACUGCCGCAUUGGCGGGGCGAUUUGCGGCGGUCCUUCUGAUCGUGGAUGUGCUGGUUAAGGUUAUCUCCGGCCUACUGCAGGGAAGCUUCCUCCAGUGGCACUUUCUGGCAUCGCCCAUGAGUCGGGUCACCGUGCUUUAUGCUCUGGCCCUCAUAUCCGUUGCCUCGGCUACACUGAGUGCGACCCUCGUGGAGCCAAAGCGGGAGGUGCCCCAAUCUCUGCUGCGCAGGACCAGUGUGACACCUUGUCAGGCACUUUGCGCAGCCGUGGCGCUGUGGCCCUCCCGCAAGAUUUGGCUGCUCAGCUUCACCAACAUCGCUUUCGGCCUCAGCGCCGGCUACAUGAAUGGCGUGGUCAACACCGACCUCGCUGCAGCCAGCCCGUCCUUCGGGGAGGCGUCCAUCGGCACUCUGAUGGCGUUAACAUCGCUCCUUGCGUCGCUGUUAGCCUGGCCUUUGAGCAAGAUGUCUGCGUACACAGGCAAGGGCUUCGUGCUGGGACUCGGUAGCCUGGCAUUGGCCGUCAUCCCUCUGGCGGUCGUUUUGGGGCAGCCAGAUGAGGCCAACUCCUUUUGGGGGCCCUGGCUCCUGGUGCUCUACGCUUUGCAGGGAUUGGGCCGAAGUGUCUAUGAGGGCGCGAACCGGGCCAUCUUCGCAGACAUGUUCUCCGAGGAGGAGAGUUCGGGAGCUUUCGCCAACUGCAUGAUGCAGAGCGGCCUGGCCUUCUUCACAUCUUUCCUCCUGCAGGUCUUCCUACCUGGCUCGGCCUGUGACACGGCUGUGGCCGUGAUCGUUGUGGGGAGCUCUGCUAUGGCCCUUCCCGGCUAUUUUGUGGCGCGGAGGUUGUAA
Molecule: messenger RNA, 1668 nt
Organism: Symbiodinium sp. CCMP2592
Lineage: Eukaryota; Dinophyceae; Suessiales; Symbiodiniaceae
Source: the annotation of a GenBank genome assembly